Messenger RNA from Knipowitschia caucasica, 765 nucleotides. Lineage: Eukaryota; Metazoa; Chordata; Actinopteri; Gobiiformes; Gobiidae. The record is from the annotation of a GenBank genome assembly.
AUGCGCGCUGGAUCUGGGUCGCCACACACCGCCUCCCCAUCUCCGCGCCUGCGUCUCUGUGCCCAUGCACCUAUACAGCUCAGGAGCAUGACCUGUUCUUUGGCCUCUGACAGAAGACAGAGCGAGGACUCCCUUCAGCCUUUUCCAUCCCCCAGUUCUCAAACUGUGCAGCAGCGAGGUGCAGUGACAGGACCAGGCCACUGGGGGCACUGGGGGCUGACCAUGCACCAACUGUUCAGCCUGGUGCUGGGCCAGAGAGACCUGUCCAGAGCUGGAGACCUCUUCUCUUUGGACGAUGUGGACAUCGAGGACUGUCUGUCUCAAGCUCUGGAGCAGAUCAAGGCCAUCUCCUGCUCAUCUGACUAUCUGAGCAGUGACAAUGACCAGGCCGUGGUGGAGAUCUGCAUCACCCGCAUCACCACCGCCAUCAGAGAGACGGGCUCCAUCGAGAGACACAGCCCCGCUCUGGUGGCUCUGUGGGAGGCCUGUCUGCAGCACAAGCUCACCCCUGCAGGAGAGAGUACGGAGGACACGCCCCACGCCAAGAUCGCCUCCGACAUCACCAGCUGUAUCUUGCAGAACUACAGCUGCCCCUCGGUCAUGGCGCUGGCCGUCCCUGUGGCCGUGCGCUUCCUGCACAGAGGAAACAAGGAGCUGAGGAGGAACAUGUCCAGUUACCUGUCGCUCGCCGCCAUCGCCAAAGCAGAACUGCUAUCGGAGCACGCAGAGGCCCUCUGCCGCAGUGUGUUGUCAGGUACGCCAUGA